Gossypium arboreum is the source of this 667-nucleotide messenger RNA. Its product is annotated as lamin-like protein. Bases 58 to 573 code for a protein of 171 amino acids. NCBI's taxonomy places the organism in Eukaryota, Viridiplantae, Streptophyta, Magnoliopsida, Malvales, Malvaceae. Gene Ontology annotation, cellular component: plasma membrane. The transcript is spliced from 2 exons. Gene Ontology annotation, molecular function: electron transfer activity. The record is from RefSeq and is a predicted model, not a curated record.
UAUAUUGUAGUUACCAUUACGACUCUUUUAGCAGCAUUUGUCAUUGCGAAGGGAAACAUGGGAGUUGAAAAGAAAUUCUUUGUUAAGUUUGAGUUGAUGUUAAUGGCGAUUUUGAUGAUGGUUUCGAUGGAAUCUUCCAUGGCGGCAUUACAUCGUGUUGGAGGCAAGCUAGGUUGGAACCCUAACGUUAAUUAUUCAGAAUGGUCCGACCAUGAGCGAUUUUAUGUCGGCGAUUGGCUUCUCUUCAACUUCGACAAGCGCUACUUCAAUGUUCUGGAAGUGAACGAGACAAGUUACGACAACUGCAAUGAUCAAGGUUUCAUAAAGAACAUCACUCGCGGUGGCCGUGAUGUGGUUGAGCUGACACAGUUGAGACCCUAUUACUUCCUCAGCAGCGGUGGCUACUGCUACCAUGGGAUGAAAGUUGCUGUUAACGUUGAAAUGCUUCCACCUGCUCCGGAGCCGGCUCCGGUCAAAAAUGGCUCGCUAACAUCCGAUGCUGUUCGCCUUAAGAUUUUCCACUAUAUGAUUUCCUUUGCUGUGGCAUACUAUUAUUUGGUCCUUCAGUUUUAGAUCAGACGGUUGAUUGAAAUUAAGCAGUAGUAAAAUGUUGGAUUAUAUCAAUAUUGAUGAUGGAAAUGGAAUAUAAUCUUCUUUUUCGCCAAAA